Serendipita indica DSM 11827 is the source of this 1137-nucleotide messenger RNA. NCBI's taxonomy places the organism in Eukaryota, Fungi, Basidiomycota, Agaricomycetes, Sebacinales, Serendipitaceae. The record is from the annotation of a GenBank genome assembly.
AUGACCUCCGUCCUCAACCUCCUAUUCUUGGCAGUCACCAACAGUCUCCUCGCCCAGGCACAGUUGCCGUUAUACAAGUCUUUUGUUGGAAAGCAAUUUACGGAAGGUUUCUACUUUUUCGACGAUCGCGACCCGGCCAAUGGCGUGGUAAACUAUCUGUCUGAACCAGCAGCCCAGUCUGCAGGUCUUGUCUCCUGGACUGACUCCACGUUCACAAUGAAGGCCGACAGCAUCAAUAACUCCGUGAUGGGAAAGGGCCGCGACAGUGUCCGUCUUGUCUCACGAGACGAAUUCGGUGACGGCGUGUACAUCUUCGAUAUCAACCAUUCUCCCGUCGGGUGCGGAACCUGGCCAGCCGUGUGGACCACGACGACCAAAAAUUGGCCAUAUGGAGGCGAGAUCGAUGUACUCGAGGGUGCCAACGCGAAUUCCAACUCGUCUAUAACGACUAUGCGUACUCUUGGCUUGCUCGACCCUAGUUCCCUACUUGCGACCGGAGGUUCCCUCCCAGGAAACGCAUCUUAUUCAGGACAAAACGCCGUGUCGCUUCAUACAGCUCCGCAGUGUCCUCUCAAGGAUCGUCCGGCUGGAUCCAUGACGGGUACCGCUGGCUCGAUGGAUUGCAGCGGUUUAAGUGAAGGAAAUAUAGGAUGCGGGGUGACUGUCCCUGGCAAGAGCUUUGGUGGCGCGUUUAAUGAAAACGGAGGCGGCAUCUACGCCGUGUACAGAAACAUUCACAACUCAAGCACGAUCCAGGCCUGGUUCUGGCCUCGGGAUGUGACACCUCCGGCUGACGUUCUAAACUCUUCCUCGACGACCGUCAACCCAUCUACGUGGGGGACACCAACUGCCGCUUUUACGUUCCAAUAUGCAGGAUGUGGAGGCCAAUUCCACAACCACGCCAUCGUCCUUAACAUUGAUUUUUGUGGAGACUAUGCCGAGGCGACAUAUGCAGCAAACGGCUGCCCAGGAACCUGCGAGGCAUUUGUCAAGUACAAUCCCAAGGCAUUUACCGAGGCUUAUUUCGAGUUUCGAUCGGUCCGCUUCUACGGCAGCUCCGCUUUGACCUCAUUUGCAAGACCAUCAUCCGUUCUCUUCGCCCUUUUUACACUGCUUUCUUUCCUCCUGGCGCUGUAG